AUGGCGGCGCAUUACUCGAUUGCUACUUACACGAUGAUUCCUCUGGUUUCAGUGUUGGCAGCGACAACAAAGUCAUACGGAUUGUUUUCAAUGUUGGCAAAGAGGAUGUUUUGGGAAAAGUCAGUGCGGUGUGUUGAGUAUUCUUAUGCUGCAGGUAUAAAUGUCCAAACAGGAGAAGAAGUUGCUGUCAAGCUGGAAUCUGUGAAGACCAAGCAUCCCCAACUUCAUUAUGAAUCAAAGUUGUAUAUGCUGCUUCAAGGAGGAACUGGUAUUCCGAUCCUCAAGUGGUUUGGAGUUGAAGGUGAAUACAGCGUAAUGGUUAUUGACCUUCUAGGUCCUAGCCUUGAAGAUUUGUUUAACUACUGCAACAGGAAGUUUACCUUGAAAACUGUUCUCAUGCUUGCGGACCAAUUACUUAACAGGGUCGAGUAUAUGCAUACUCGAGGUUUCCUUCACCGUGAUAUAAAGCCUGACAACUUUUUAAUGGGCCUUGGACGCAAAGCAAAUCAGGUGUAUAUCAUUGAUUUUGGAUUAGGGAAGAAAUACAGAGACAUUCACACUCACAAGCACAUUCCUUACAGUCAAAAGGAAAUAUCAAUUUUUGUCACAGAGAAAACAAAAAUAUCACAGGGACAGCUCGGUAUGCGAGUGUCAAUACUCACCUUGGAGUCGAACAAAGUCGAAGGGAUGAUUUGGAAUCACUUGGUUAUGACUUAUGUGUUUAUGUAUUUUCUCAAAGGAAGAUUACCAUGGCAGGGAUUAAAAGCUGGGACAAAAAAGCAGAAAUAUGACAGAAUCAGUGAGAAGAAAUUUGAUCAUUGA
Messenger RNA from Eruca vesicaria subsp. sativa (arugula), 822 nucleotides. NCBI's taxonomy places the organism in Eukaryota, Viridiplantae, Streptophyta, Magnoliopsida, Brassicales, Brassicaceae. The record is from the annotation of a GenBank genome assembly.